This is a messenger RNA of Dichotomopilus funicola, 327 nucleotides long. Its product is annotated as AN1-type zinc finger protein TMC1. Bases 1 to 327 code for a protein of 108 amino acids. NCBI's taxonomy places the organism in Eukaryota, Fungi, Ascomycota, Sordariomycetes, Sordariales, Chaetomiaceae. The record is from RefSeq and is a predicted model, not a curated record. The transcript has a single exon. Gene Ontology annotation, molecular function: zinc ion binding.
AUGGCCAAGGUCAAGUGCUCGUUCGACGACUGCAAGUCGGCUGCCCAACGCAUCGUGGGCGACUGCACUUUCUGCAACGGCUCGUUCUGCAAGAACCACCGGCUGCUAGAAGACCACAAGUGCCAGAACCUCGAAGACGUAAGUUGCUCCUCCUCUGGUUCCUCUGGCUUACCCGCCCCGUCGCAGUGGUGGCUGGUGGGCUUGGCUGGUGUGUUACCCGAGGACGUGCUGGCUGACCUGUUGUCGUAUCAGUGCAAGCGCGAGGCUUUUGAGCAAAACGCGAUGCAGCUUAACAAGGAGCGGACGCAGGUCAUCAAGACUGCGUGA